This is a messenger RNA of Salvelinus fontinalis (brook trout), 1093 nucleotides long. RefSeq lists its product as uncharacterized. The transcript has 2 exons. Bases 9 to 518 code for a protein of 169 amino acids. The record is from RefSeq and is a predicted model, not a curated record. Lineage: Eukaryota; Metazoa; Chordata; Actinopteri; Salmoniformes; Salmonidae.
GACCCAUAAUGCUAACCAUGACCCGGGCAGAGAGAGAGAGGGAGAAGAGGAAGGAGCUUUUGAAGGCUGAGGAGAAAAGGAAGAAGAUGGAGGAUUUUAAUAAGCAGUGGAGAGAGCAGUCCCUGCUUAAAAAACAAACUCAUCAGAAACUGAUGGAGGAGAGGGAGAGGAUGAAGGAAAAGUACCUGGAGCAGAUGAAUCUGGAGGCAGAUGCUCAAAUCAACACCCGGUGUCUAACCACCCAACACAGCCACGAUUAUCUGGAGACAACACAGCCCGCUGGAUCUGGAGAUGGCCACCAGGAAAGGCCAAGGAGGCAACAGGCAUGGGCAGAGAACCAGGAGGGGAGUUCAGAGAACCAGCAGGAGUGGCCGGAGAACCAGCAGGGGGGGCCAGACAGCCAGCACCUAGAAGCUCCAGAAGAGGCUGAAACAUCAGAGCCAACCUCCAAGAACAAGAAAAGGCCAGGCAUCUGGAAGAGAAUUAAGAUGGGCAUUCCUGACCUGCUGUCUGCCUAGAGCUGGAACUCGAAGAAGCCACAGUUCCACUGAGGUUACGUUGGUCAUUAAAAGUGUCGCCCAAUAAUUCCUCCUCCUCUUUAAGUCAUCAAGCCACAUUUCCUCCACAAAACAUUAUCGUCUCCUCAAGCCAGCAAGUAUCCUCUUUAUCAGGCAACAAACCAUCGAAGGUCAGUGACCCUCCUCCCCAGAGCAGAGGUUCUCAUCUUUAUCCUAAUUAAAUUCAUCUCUGCUCACCACCUCUACUGUCCUAGAAAAUAUCCCCAAAUGGACAUGGUUUAAACAGAAGUCCUUCCCUCAGACCAGUGGCUCCACAAACCAGAGUUUCUCAUCUUUAUUCAAGUUGAACGCAACUCUGAUCAUUUCCACCACCUCACCUGUUAAGGGGAGGUGCUGAAAAGGAGGUCUGGGAGGAGGUCUGCAGGUAUCCUGGACCGGACCGGUAGCAGCUAAGUUGCUGGCUCCAUCCCCGGACAAAGCUGCUCAAGUCAGGCCAGUGAUGUUUGACGAUGUCAUUUUUGUUAUUAAAGUUUUACGUUUUAAUAAAAGCAUUUAUUAAAAAAGCAAUAUUGUUG